AUGUGUAAUAAUUCAAAUAUCACUAUGAAGUUAUUAAUUCUUCUGGCAGAUUGAUACUGUAAAACAUUACUGAGCUUUCCAAAGUGUUCUACAAAAAGAGGAAAAGGUUUCUGUUGGUGUUGGCCAGUGGGACAAGUGACCAGAACGAUAUAACCCUCACUCACUCAGUCACUGAAAACAACAACAACAACAACAAAAACACCUUGAGUGUAUCAAAGCCCUUUAGCAGAAAUACUUCCUACCUCACAUGAGAGUUGAUAUUCGUGUUGAAGACCCACAACCUAUCAGAUACUGACAAUAGGUCGCUGAGAUGGAGAGAGAAAGAGUCAUCUUAUUCACACUUGUGUGCAUUUGGUUUUGUGAACACCAGAGAGUCUUUGGGGCAGAAGUGGACAUCAAAGUUAAACCGGGAGACAACAUCACUCUCUUCUGUGAUUGUGCCAUACCAAUUGGUUCACAAAUUAUUUGGAUCAGAAACUGCUCACAUGAAAAUCAACCGUCUCUAUUUAUACGUUUUGAUGGCCUGUUCAAGGGGAUCUUUCCACGUUAUAGUUUUGUACCCAACAACUCCAGUAACUCCUAUGAUCUACAUAUUAAGAACACCAGUGUCUCAGAUGAGGGAAUUUACCACUGUGCUAAAGCAGAAAAAAAUAUAGAAGAAGAUGCACUUGGCAUCAUAAGAUCCAAAGAAAAGUACCAGUAUGGAAACAGAACAACUCGUCUCUCUCUCUUAGAGCCAGCGUCCACCACAGUCUCCCCCUCUCCCGUAUCAGACUGUUUACUCUGCUGGCAGCUGCUGUUCAGUGUGUGUCCUGUGUGUGUUCUCCUCUGCUCCAUCUGUGCAUACUGCCUCUGUCAGAAAAAAAAUACAGGUCCUGAUUCUAGAGCUUUUUCAGAGGAGAAAGCUGAAACACAGACUUUCAACCAACAUGAUGAGGGUGAAGAUGAAGUGUGUUAUGCUUCAUUGGACAUGCCUUCCAAACGACAAAAGCAGCUCAAGAAAAAGAGACUGCAGGGUUCAGACUUUAGUACUUAUUCAGAGGUCAGAACCAAAAGAUCAUAGCCUAAACCACUGAACUGACUAUGCCAAAUAGGCCUACUGAUGUAAUUUGUUAUGCCAGAUAAAGAAAAUAAAAAUUAUAAACUGUCAGUAUACUGUCAUUCUUAAAUUUAAAUAAGUGGAAUCCACAAUCGUACUUAACAUUUUCCUGACAUGUUAAAGAAAGCAGUUUCAAUUUCUCCUGUAUAUAAUAUAUUAUAAAAACACAAAUGAGAUCAAUGUU
Myxocyprinus asiaticus (Chinese sucker) is the source of this 1283-nucleotide messenger RNA. RefSeq lists its product as uncharacterized. NCBI's taxonomy places the organism in Eukaryota, Metazoa, Chordata, Actinopteri, Cypriniformes, Catostomidae. The record is from RefSeq and is a predicted model, not a curated record. The transcript has 5 exons. The coding region runs from base 311 to 1063 and encodes 250 amino acids.